Molecule: messenger RNA, 614 nt
Organism: Dalotia coriaria
Lineage: Eukaryota; Metazoa; Arthropoda; Insecta; Coleoptera; Staphylinidae
Gene: Blos3
Product: Biogenesis of lysosome-related organelles complex 1, subunit 3
Exons: 3
Coding region: 73-567 (164 amino acids)
Cellular component (GO): BLOC-1 complex
Source: RefSeq, a predicted model, not a curated record
AGGCAACCACACUUACACAUGACUGUGUCAAUGACUUGGUCUAUGAUCAGCUGAUUCAUUGCUAAUUCAAACAUGAGUAUUAAAACAUCUAUCGUUAGUGGAGAAGCAGCCGAAACAGACAGUGAAGAUGAUAGCAGCGACAUUACCAACGCAUUUACAAAGAUGGCCGCUAGUAUACCAGGAGAAAUUGUAAAUGGUGAAGAUUCAGAAUCAGACACUGAUUCAACCCCUAACAAAACACCAAAGAUUGUUGAUAAACCAGUUGAGACUUCUGCUAAUCCACUUCCACCUAAAAAGAAGUUUGAUUCUCUUUUACAUAAAAAACUAUGUGAAAACAACACAACAGUCUACAAAAACAUGAACAAUUUCUUCACCAGUCAUGCUAAUGAUGCAAAUUUGUCUUUGAAUCACACUGACAGGCAGUUGAUGAAAUCACAACUCACCCUUCAAGCAGCCCUGAACUCUCUUAGACUAUUACAUACCAACUCAGUAGCAAUCAAAAAUAAGCUGAGAAACAUUGUAGUUGAUGAUAAUUAUUUAGAUAAUUUAGUCAUAACAAAAAAUUGAUAUGAAUAUGCACCAAAAUUUAAUACCAUUACUUCCAUUUUGUUGAA